Messenger RNA from Vidua chalybeata, 882 nucleotides. RefSeq names its product translation initiation factor IF-2-like. The transcript has a single exon. Lineage: Eukaryota; Metazoa; Chordata; Aves; Passeriformes; Viduidae. The coding region runs from base 1 to 882 and encodes 293 amino acids. The record is from RefSeq and is a predicted model, not a curated record.
AUGUGCCGGCCCCGCCCUGCGGCCCCGCCCCUCCUUGGCCCCGCCCCCGCACCGCCGUCCCGCGGCCACGCGGGGGCGCCGCGCUCGCACCGCGCUCCGUGUCCGCCAGAGGGCGCCGUGCGGGUGCCGGGCCCUCCCGACGGCUCCGCGCCCGCCCCGGGAACCGCCGCGAUCCCGCACCCGGCAGCGCCCGCCCGCGGCCGGCCCGGGCCCGGCACCGAUCCCGGCCCCGAUGGCGCCUCCAUCCGCCCGACGGGCGAGAGGCGGCACCGCCCGGGACUCCCGGCAGACCCCGGCGGCGCUCGGCCCCGGUCGCGGCCCCGCCGCAGCGCUCCGUGGCCCCGCUGUCCCUCACACCUGUGCCGGGCCCCCGCCUGUCCCGGGGCCCUCGCUCGGGACCCCGCUCGGCCUCUGCGAGCCCCGGCCCGGGGGCUGCUCCCGGCGGGCACCGCUCGGAGCCCGCAGCGUCGCGGCCGGGCCGCGACCGUGGCCGGGGGUGCGGGGGCCGAGCCCCGCCUGGGUCUGCCGGGGGGUCCCGGGCGGUGCCGCCGCUCCCCCGUCGGGCGGAUCGCCGUGUGGGCCCGGGCCUCCGCCGGGGAUCCGGGCACGGUCCCGCUCCGCAUGCGGGGAGCCGGGGCCGUGCCGGGGCCCGGCAGGACGGCGGCAGCGGUGUUUCCCGGGUGCCCGCGAUGUUCCGGGAGCCAGAGCGGCCGCUGUCUGUCCCUCCACGUGCCCGCCCUCGGUGGCCCCACGAGCACACCUGGCCUAGGAGGUGGCCCUGACCGCGCCGUGGGUCCCCGCUCUGCCUUCAGCGUUUCCUGCCCUUCGUGCCUUCGGAACUUAGGGAGUUUCGAACAGCGACUUUUUCCCUGCCACCAAUAA